UAGUUCCGGUGCCCGUCCAGAAAUGUCCAGGGCGACGUCGCGGUCCGUGCCGCAGUGCAAGCAUUAAUUUUCCGAAGUGUUUUCCUUUGCUGCCAGCCGAAAGUUCAGUGCGAGUUGGAUUUGUUUUCAUCCGCCUGCGAGUGGUCCUUCUGAACUAGCUGUUAGCACGUAAAGGUAAGGCGGAGUGUGUUUGCUGGAAUAGAGGAUGGGUGGUGCAGCCUUACGCAGUCCAUCCUGAGGCGUCUAAAAUUGCAUGAGUUUGCAAAGUGUUCGGAUAAUUGAUCCAAAGCAUCUCUAAAAGCAGAUCACUAUGAUGUCAAGAAAAGUGGAAAUUUCGUAGAAGUUUGCGUAUCGUAUUAUCAAAUCGGUUUCGGUCCGUCCGGUGAAAGUGAAAGCGUAGAAAAGCUAAGCAAAAACUAAAGCACCAAUGGUUGUGCAAAACACAUCCUUCUUCAGCUCGUCAUUCGUUUAGUGUGUUUAGUGACGCUGCCGUGGCAUAUUCAUUCCUAUUUCUUUUAACACCUGCGGGAUCGGCGAAAAUGUCCGAUUGGUAUACGGAAACCAACAAAUGGCACUGUUUGAGCAAACCGGAACCACGCAGAAAGUGAACCUUGACGAUACCGAAGCCUGCUGCUGUACAAUCGAAACAGCACAAACCAUUGACGGACAUACGGAGUAUGUGCUGAGAGUGCAGCGAGGACCGUACCCGGAAAACAGCUGGCGCAUUCUGCGGCGCUACAAUGAUUUCGCCUCGCUCAACAAGUGUUUGCAAAUUUCAGGGAUUGAUUUGUCAUUCCCCGGAAAGAAGCUUAUCGGUAAUAUGCGCCCAGAUUUUAUAGCUGAACGGUUGAACGCAUUACAGGAGUAUAUCAAUCAAGUACUAAUGAAUCCCAUUUUGGCAUCAUCGUUACCGACCAAAAAAUUCAUCGAUCCGGAUAGUUACUCGACGCCGUUCCAUGAUCUAGCCCUCCAGUAUGCGUCGAUGAGCUUGCGUACGGAUGGCCUUUACACGCUGGGGCAAUCGCUCGGUCCGAUCGGGUGGCGGCUGCGGAAGCACUACUUUAAGGUGGUUCACAGACCGCAGGGCAACAAACACUCGCCAGGCCACUCGACCACCAAGCACCAUCUGAUCAAGUCGAGCUCACAGUCGCACGGCAAGGCACACACUACGCAGGUAUGCGUGACCACGUCGACGGAGAAAGACUACAACAACUCGAGCAAAGAUGGCUCGAGUGGCCGGGAUGAUCUCAUCCUCAGCUGGACCGAGUUCGGCCCGGACCGGUACAUCGACGAGAAGGAGAUCCAUACGGUGUUGAAGAACUUUGGUGGCGUGCAGCAUCCGUACAUUGUACCGAUCGAGCACAUUGCGUCGAACGACUGCGGAGCGCUAGUGAUACGAAAGUUCUACAAGCAGGGCAGCUUGAAGGAUGUGCUCUGCUCGGCUAGCCCUUGCAAUCCGUUCCUAUCGAAGUACGGCAGCCCGAAGGGUCGUGCACCGCUGCCCCUCAAAGAGCUAGCUUUGUACGCGCGGCAGAUCCUGGAAGCGAUACGGUUCCUUCACUCGAAGGGCGUCGCCUGUGGCCACGUGCACUGUGGCAACGUGAUUGUGGUGGACGGUGUGGCCAAGCUGAUGGACGUGGAGAACUUCAUGUUCGGCGUGCCAUCGUUCUAUCGGCCGUUCUUCGUUCAGCACAGCAAAAUUAACACGUGCGAAGCAAUCGACGUGUACGGAUUCGGCCAUCUGCUGUAUGAGAUGUGCAUGGGAUAUCCACUGCAGGACUCGUAUGCACGGCAGAUCACCGACUGUCCCGAUAGUUUGAAAUCUCUGCUGGAAUCGAUCCUCUCGAAGGAGGCCUGCAAGUCGGCCCUGCCUACGCUGGAUCAACUGACGACGCAUCCAUUCUUCGGCGAGUAUGCCGGCCAGUUUAACGAGCAGUACGCGACGGCAAUCGCCGUCCAGAAACCGCACCUAAAGUUCUCGACCAGCGCCAAGGAGCAGCUAAAGCUGGCGGUCCAAAAGACUGAGAAUCGCGUCCGGGACGAGCAGCGUUCGGUGAAGAAUCAAAAGCGGCUCGUCCGGGUGCAGGAAAUGAUGACGUCCGAGGAGGAGAAGAAAAAAAUCAAACAGAAAGCUAAACAUGAACAGAAGCAGGCCAAGUUGCGCGCACAAAAUUCGCUCCAGCUGAAUAACGGACCACCGUUGACCGGACCGUCGGGUAGUGGUAGUAGUGGAGGCAAUGGCGGUGGAAUGGCAUCUACGGUACACCUGUCCAGCUCAACUGGUGGUAUCGUGAAAUCGAACAGUGCGAACAGUAUUACCUCACCCCAGGAAGCGCUGAUGUCACCGCCUCCGCACGCGACGGACAGUGGUGGGAGUACGUCUCCACAGCCACCGCCAUCGGCACCACCAGUUCCGGCACCACCGGCAUCGUUGCCGCUGUCGUUUCCAGCCAACGCCACAUCAUCCUCGGCAACAACAGGUAAGCUGGCGAGAUCCAUUUCUGGUGACGAUACGGGCGGCAAUGAGGGGAAUCGUAGCGCGUUGCUUGAUUCGAUCUGUAACUUUAAUAAGAGUGGUCUCAAAAAAAUCAACUCUGGAUCAGGGAAGUAGAGGAGGUCGGUUGCAUGUGUCCCAUCAAAUUCAAUAAAAGGCCAAACAUUUCAACAUGAAGGAAGGGAUCCGAGGAGGCUAAAAACAAACCAAAAACAAAAAAAAUACUACAAACAAAGCAAACCACCAGUGUACGAAGGUAGUGUAUGAAUUGAAACAGAUAUUUAUCUCAGCGUACAUUUCUGUUGUUCUGAAAAAAUGGGCACAGAAACAUGGAACACGAAAGUGUUACUAUCGACUGAAGGGAAAGAUGAUCUGUUAAAAGGGAAAUACACUCACACAAAGAGUACUCAUAUUAGUGAAGAACGCAUACACAUCAUCAGGGGGGGAUCGAUUUUUGGACCAAUUUCUCAUAAUAAAUAGCAAAAUCAAAUACAAUGUUAAACUAAACAAAUCUAAAUGGGCACGCAAGACACUAAAUCAAUGAGUGUUCCAAUCAAAUUGAAGGGAUUGAAAACAUUUUUAAGCCUCUAGAAAUGAAACGAAAGUUAGAAAAUAGAGUGCAUAUAAAUCCUAAAUGGACUAAAUUAACACGUCCAAAAGCUAGCACAUGGUUAGGCAAAAAAGGUUAUAAAAGACAAGUGAAUACAAUUGACACGCCGUUCGAUAGCAAGUAGUUCUAGUGUUAAGUGAAACAAACGAUUAUUUUACAACUUCAGAAUAUUUGAUUUAAUGAUUGAUGUUUUUUUCAGUAGAGAAAAGUUUUUUAUUUUACUGUUGAUGUUUUCAAAGUUUAUUCUCAAAGUUUGUCCAUAACAUUUACCCAACGUAAGUAUUUUUAAAGCAACGAUUCCAAGAUAACGAAAAGGGAUUAAAAAAAUUGAUGUUUUAUGAAAGUGAAAAGUGAAGGGAUGGAUUUAGUAAUGGGCUUAAUUAAGCUUAAACAUUUUUUAGUUAAAUGAAAGCGAUCCUAAUCGAUGUAUAAACUGUUGAUUUUUUCUGUUGGUUUUGUUGGUA
Anopheles coustani is the source of this 3568-nucleotide messenger RNA. RefSeq names its product PX domain-containing protein kinase-like protein. The record is from RefSeq and is a predicted model, not a curated record. The transcript has 7 exons. Gene Ontology annotation, cellular component: extrinsic component of endosome membrane; early endosome; late endosome. Gene Ontology annotation, biological process: endosome to lysosome transport; early endosome to late endosome transport; protein phosphorylation. Gene Ontology annotation, molecular function: ATP binding; phosphatidylinositol binding; protein kinase activity. Lineage: Eukaryota; Metazoa; Arthropoda; Insecta; Diptera; Culicidae. Bases 569 to 2611 code for a protein of 680 amino acids.